UUUUUUUUUUUUUCUCGGGCCGCCCCGGCGGCUGCGUACUGGCUGUGGGAUGGGAAGUGAAGCCCCAGCGAGCGGCUGCGGCGGGGCUGUGCGGAGCAGCCAGCGGGAGGCGGCGGCGCGGCGGUGAGCAGCCGAGAGCUCGGAGCCGGGCGGAGGAAGCACCUGCAGGCACAGGCGGCGGCUCCACCAUGGCGAUUCGCAAGAAGAGCAACAAGAACCCGCCGCUGCUGAGCCACGAAUUCCUGCUGCAGAAUCACGCGGACAUCGUCUCCUGCCUGGCGAUGCUUUUCCUGCUGGGGCUUAUGUUCGAGGUAACAGCAAAAGUAGCCAUCAUCUUUGUUGCUCUUCAGUAUAAUGUUACCCGCCCUGCAACAGAAGAACAAGCUACUGAAUCAGCAUCCCUAUAUCACUAUGGUUUCAAAGACUUGGCUACAGUCUCCUUCUACAUGCUAGUGGCGAUAAUUAUUCAUGCCAUAAUUCAGGAGUAUGUGUUGGAUAAAAUUAACCGACGGAUGCACUUCUCCAAAACGAAGCACAGCAAGUUUAACGAGUCUGGUCAGCUCAGUGCAUUCUACCUUUUUGCCUGUGUGUGGGGCACGUUCAUUCUCAUCUCCGAAAACUAUAUCUCAGACCCAACUAUCCUGUGGAGGGCCUAUCCCCAUAACCUGAUGACAUUUCAGAUGAAGUUUUUCUACAUCUCCCAGCUGGCAUACUGGCUCCAUGCAUUCCCUGAACUCUACUUCCAGAAAACCAAAAAAGAAGAUAUUCCUCGUCAGCUCGUCUACAUUGGCCUUUAUCUCUUUCAUAUUGCUGGAGCCUAUCUUCUGAACUUGAACCACCUGGGCCUUGUUCUUCUGGUGCUGCACUAUUUCGUUGAGUUUCUUUUCCACAUUUCUCGUCUAUUUUAUUUUAGUGACGAGAAGUAUCAGAAAGGGUUUUCUCUCUGGGCAGUUCUUUUUGUUUUGGGAAGACUUCUGACUCUAAUUCUUUCAGUUCUUACUGUUGGUUUUGGUCUCGCAAGAGCGGAGAAUCAGAAGCUGGACUUUAGUACUGGAAACUUCAACGUGUUGGCUGUUAGGAUCGCUGUUCUCGCGUCCAUUUGCAUCACACAAGCCUUCAUGAUGUGGAAGUUCAUUAACUUCCAGCUCCGGAGGUGGAGGGAACAUUCUGCCUUCCAGGCCCCGCCUGUGAAAAGGAAACCGGCCGUGACCAAAGGCAGGUCUUCCAGAAAAGGAACAGAGAACGGUGUGAACGGCACAGUCACAUCAAAUGGAGCAGACUCGCCUCGGAACAGGAAAGAGAAGUCUUCGUAAUGGAUCGGAAACUGACUGAUUAAUGUCCCCCAAAGAUUCUGCUUUCUACUCUAUCUUUCAGCACUAGCAAUUUUUCUUUUCUUGAAAAUACAGUUUAUGCUCUUUGAUUUUUGCUGUUGUACUGUUCCUGCAUCGUAAAGGGCAUUUGAGGGGAGGAUGAUUACUCUGAGUGAGAACAUAUUUUAGCUUAGACUCAGCUACCUGCCUUCAAAAUAGUUUAGGGACCACCUUUCUUUUCUCUUCUUUUCUCCUCUUUUCUUUUUUUUUUUUUUUUUCUUUUUGGGUUUGGUUUGGUUGUUUUUGUUUUGUUUUGUUUUGCUUUGCUUUGCUUUUUGUCCUUAAUGGUUUUUUUUGUUUUUUUGUUUUUUUUUUUUUCCUAAUGGUUUGGGGAGAAACCAUUUACAAACCCCUACAUAACCAGUGAACAUUUUUCUUGCUCUCACCAAUUUUUUUACAAUAUUAUAGCAAGGUGACCUGUUCUAAGAAGGUCAUAUUUUUUAAGUUGUCUUCAGGGUAAAAUGGAAAUACUAUAAAGUCAGAUGUCAAACUUUUAAUGUUUUCAGUGUUCUCUGAUUUUUAGGAAUUUUUUGUAGCCUUUACACCUGAAAAAAAAUUUGUAAAAAUCACCAAAAUAAUUGUGUGCUUUAUUUUCUAAGUUGUGGCUGUACAUGUUACAUCCCAUUAAAAAGUACUGAUAGCUACUGCAGGAUUUAUUGCCAUCUAUUGGAGUAGGUGUCUUAUUAACAUAAGGAAGUGAAGUACUUAGCAAGUGAAGUGAACUUUUUGUGCAUCUUCAACAUUUAUCAACUGGCAAUCAGAAAAUGUUUAUUGUGAAAAGGAAUAUUCAACUUACAUAGCCCUUUUUGAUAUGUUAAGUAAUAAUUCUUAACGGGGCUUGUUGUAAGUUUGAUAUGCAUAGCAUCUUAAUGAGAUUCUACUUAACCUGCAAGCCCUUUUAAAAAGUAAUGCCUACUUGAUUUCUAUCUAUUAAAAAGAAAAAGGGAUCAGGUAAUUAUGUUUGGGAAACGAAUGCACUAACUUUAAAGAAAUUGAAAAUCCAGGCGGAUAGUCUUAACAGAGGCAUGCUUUAUGUUAUGUUAGAGCUUUGGACCCAUCUUUAAUUGAGAAAUGUUUAUCUAUAUAAAACAUAUUUUUUGAUAAAUAUAUAUAUAUAUUUGUAUCUACAGAAAGGCUCUGAAAAGCAUUUGAGUAAAAUCUUGGUCCCCUUUUCUAUGCUUGUCCUCGCACCCUGCGCUUGGUCUGUCCACUGUUGUUCAGCACAUACAUGCUCCAUCGUUUCUCACUCUGUCACCAGCUAAAAAAUGUCCGUGCCAUGUUGACUAUAGAAGCCACAAGCCUCAGGUCUGUGGUUAAGUUGCCGUGCUGCUAGAAAGUCAUGCUUUCUCUUCUCCAGCCGCUUACCUGCUUCCUGGGAAAGUAGUCGCUCUCUGGAGCAGUACCGAGUUUCAGUGGAACCAAAUUUCUGCCCUUAAAACUGGCAUCAUAUUGAACGAUACAUUGAGAAAUCAAUCGAAAUAAACAAUUUUUACUUUCACAA
This is a messenger RNA of Mus caroli (Ryukyu mouse), 2871 nucleotides long. It is a transcript of the gene Tram1, whose product is annotated as translocation associated membrane protein 1. Gene Ontology annotation, biological process: SRP-dependent cotranslational protein targeting to membrane, translocation; protein insertion into ER membrane. Gene Ontology annotation, cellular component: endoplasmic reticulum membrane. The record is from RefSeq and is a predicted model, not a curated record. Lineage: Eukaryota; Metazoa; Chordata; Mammalia; Rodentia; Muridae.